Molecule: messenger RNA, 213 nt
Organism: Peronospora farinosa
Lineage: Eukaryota; Oomycota; Peronosporomycetes; Peronosporales; Peronosporaceae
Source: the annotation of a GenBank genome assembly
AUGGCCAUCGCGAAGUUCAUCCGUUACUAUUUGGAUCGCGAGCCCAUGGUGGUGCUUUCGUGUGCCAUCGGUGCUGUGGCUAUUUCGAUGCCACUAGUGGUGGUGCCUAUUCGACGGUCUAUGGGUCUCCCGACUGAUCAGUACGACGGUCCCCACACCCCGGACUACAUGAAGAAAUCGCGCGGCCAUUUGGUCCCCAAGUCGGAAGGAUAA